Messenger RNA from Pocillopora meandrina, 8087 nucleotides. Lineage: Eukaryota; Metazoa; Cnidaria; Anthozoa; Scleractinia; Pocilloporidae. The record is from the annotation of a GenBank genome assembly.
CAACAACCUCGAGUAAAGAUGCACAGGGCAACAUCUAGGGAGAAGUUCAGUUCUGCAAAACUUCCUAAAGAACUGGAUCAGUAUAUCGUAGAUCCUACAACGAAAAAACGUUAUCACCGCGGCCGUUUCCUUGGCAAGGUACAUACGGUUAUAUAAAAGUAUAACCCCUAAGCAACGCGAGCACACGAAGGUUUGAUCGCAUGGUCAAUCUUCAAAUAUCUUAAACACUUGUUGCUCUUCGUGAUCUUUCAGGGAGGAUUUGCAAAAUGUUACGAACUCACCGAUAUGGAGACGAAGGAGAUCUUGGCGGGAAAGAUAAUUUCAAAGACCAUGUUGACGAAACCGCACCAAAAAGAAAAGGUGAGCAAUUAAACUAUGGACGCCUAAGUAUGGACUAGUCGUUGUUCCGUUGUAACACUGAGCUUAUCAACCUAAAUUUGUUUAAUUGAACUCUCGUUAAGCCUAGUUCGCUAUUCCAUUUUCUGUAGAUGUCCAUGGAAAUUGCCAUUCAUCGUUCAGUGGGACAAAAGAAAAGUCUUGGCUCCCAGCCGCACAGACAUAUCGUUGGUUUUCGUGGAUUCUUCGAAGACGAUGACUAUAUUUAUAUUUUACUGGAGUUGUGCAGAAGAAGGGUAUGUAAGACUUUAGGAGGAAGCUGUGGAAGCUAAAAUCUUGUCAGGCUUACGUAUUUAAAGAAUAUUCUCACUUAUCAUCGUGAUUUUCAAGACCUAUUAAACUAAUUUUUUUUUGGUGUUAGAGACCGUUCUAUCCGCCGCUCAUCCAUAAAAUAAUUUAUGCAAUCGAAGGCGAAUAUUUGAAAUAAACGACGUCGAUGUGCUGAUAAACAGGACGCGCGAAAAGGCCAUUUUUGGCGUUUACGAUAGGAAAAGAGUAAGAAAAUUGUGUGCGUGGCAAAUUCUGCCUUAAAAUCUAUUGGAAAUAGAAUAGUCGAUAUUUUGAAUAUUUAAUUUAGUUGAAUCUUCCACGUAUUUGUAAGUUUAUACUCCAGCCUUUGUUCUUCGUUCAACGUUUUUACAACUCCACUGAAUCGUUUUUAACAAUCAUUUUUUCCUGCUUGUUGCUUUUUAAAUCAACAUUAUAUUUUGACACGCUGCCUCAAUGGGAAAUCAAAAUUACUAAGCCGUAGGGUUUAUUUUACUAGACGAACUUUAAAAGGAACUAAGUUCUUUUCCCGAGAAACACCUGUUGAUACUCCUAACAGAGCUGAAAUAUAAAUAUUACAUGAACAAUGAAUAAUAAAAGAAAUUUGAUAUUAAUGAUUUAGGGUAAAAAAAAGAACCCUAUGUGAGCUGGUAGUAUAAAGAUUUUUGUCUAAGUUAAAUACACUUGUUAGUAAUAUCGUUUUCCUUCUUUUUUUGCCUCAGUGUAAUUUUGAUUCUUUAAUUUAUGCAAAGCGAGAUUCACUUAAGAUUAAAAAGGAAAUUUGGCUGCAUGUUCACCUGGCAUUAGCAACAACAAAAAACACUAAAAAUAAACAUUAGCAAAAGUUUUCAUAAGACUAGUGUAUUAAAUAGAUUAAAUUUUAUAUGAAGUCUCUGGUUUUGUCUCAUCUCCAAAAAAAAUAAGUGAAGAAGCUAAAAUUAAGUUAUUCUUUACAGGUAUGCUCACUGAAUUGAUCUUGCCCGAUACCAAAAAAUUGCUGUAUAUUUUGCUUUCUUUUUGUUAUUUCUGUAGAAGCAUUCAGCACCCAACACUGAAUAUUUCAUUCACUGUUCAGGUUUUCCUCUAAUUUAUAAAAAAAAAUUUCUUGUGAAGCAAUCUUGUCUAAUACUUGGCAAAGCAUGCUGCAUUUUGAAUUAGUUUUAUUUCAAAAUAUCUUUUUAGAAGGAUGUUUUCAUUUCCAUGGUGCAUUAGGGAAAUUAAUCAUUGGUUUUGUUAGUUAUAGUGGUUUUGUGAACAAUGAAGUUUUUUGAGGUAUUUUAUUGAAAAAAUCUUGCAUGGUUUGGUCCGGUUUUAUUGUCAUGAUGAAAAUAAAUUUAUUUCAGAGAUUUUUUGAGAUACAAAUUUAUUACGUAAAAUAAAGCUAGAAAAAUAGAAGUUUCAUUCUCUUCUUCUCCAGAUAGGUUAUAUUCACAAACUAUGUAUUGCAUGAACACAGUUUUUGAACAAUAAAAUUUGUAUUUGAAAGGGCAGAGUUGCCAACAGGAGCUGGUAGUUGACUGCUGGCUUGUCUUCAAUCUUUAGCCACCUUCUUUCCUCUCAUUUUAUCAUAAACAUUGAUUUGUUUUUGAGUGCAAUUGAAUGUAUAAUUUACCAGUAACAGGUUUAGAAGUGUAAAUUUAUUCCCUUUUCAGAAUUUGCUAGAGAAUUAGUGUUAACUUCAUCAAAAAGUUAACAGUUUAGCAGAACAAUUCAAAACAUGGCUUCCAUGACACCCUUGCCCUUUAGUAUUUCUUAAUUGCUUUCUACAUCCAAACUAGUUGACAGACUGCAUGUCCUGGAAGGGUAAAAGCUUAUAGUCUGUUGUUUUGUGUAUUUCAGUCCAUGAUGGAACUUCACAAACGUCGCAAAGCCUUGACUGAACCAGAAGUCAGAUAUUUCAUGAAGCAGAUUGUUGAGGGCACUAAAUAUCUUCAUGACAAUAAAAUCAUUCACCGUGAUCUUAAGCUUGGAAAUUUAUUCCUGAAUGAUGAUAUGGAUGUCAAGAUUGGAGAUUUUGGUCUGGCAACCAGAGUGGAGAUUGAUGGAGAAAGGAAAAAGUAAGAUAUUGGAGGAAUAUAAGCUUCCAGUACAGGAACAAGAUGGUGUUAUGCUAAAUAAAGGAAAACGUCUUGUGAUACAGAGCAAAUGGGGGCACAUGCACCAAAAUGUACAAAUACGAGCUGUUGAAAUUUAAGUUUCCUGAUACAUUUAGUUGCUGUUUUGCAUGAAAUGAUGUCAUGGUUGCCAUGAUUAAAAAAAAUUUAAUUAAUAGCCCUUUUGAAUGACUGAUGAUGGCUUCUGCUUGGAAAUGUCAGUCACUGUGACCAAACAAAAACAGUCUUUCUCAGGACUACACCUUCAUCUGGAUGAUUAGACCACAUGAUCAGUUGUUCUUUUGUUGAGUCCAAUGAAGAUCAUGUUGAUUACAAGGGCAAAGGUGAAUUGUCACAUGAUCAUGACAGAGUAUUGAAAUUCCAAUUUCAAAAUGGGAUACAUGUAUUUUCUUUCUGGAAUUUUUUCAUGCUUGAUACUUUUCUCCAUUUAUGCCAACAAAUAUCAAUUAAUUAACUUUUUGGUUACUUUUGAAAACUUCUCAACAAUAUAUUACUGAUAAUCUAACAGUUGGGCUUUCCUAAAAAAUUGAAAACAAUUCUUGAAUUGUAACAUGUAGCUGUGCAAAAGACUGAUGUAAUAACAGCUUGCUUUAUUACUUUUGUUUGACUGUACCAUGUACAAAAUGCAGCUGUGCAAAAGACUGAUGCAACGACAGCUUGCUUUAUUACUUUUUUAUGACUAUAACAUGUACCUUUUUUUUAAUUGAACAUCAAAGGAGUUUACUUAUAAAUUAAUCUUUUUUCUCAGAACUCUUUGUGGAACACCAAACUACAUUGCUCCCGAAGUGCUCAAUAAGAAAGGACACAGUUUUGAAGUGGAUGUCUGGUCAUUGGGAUGCAUCUUGUAAGUUCAGUAGGGCCAAUUCUCAUGGUGGUUGAAAAAUGUGUAUGACCUCUAGAAUUUUUACUUCAAAUUUUUUAGAAACUGUUUGUUCAGGACUCUGAUUGAAAAUGGUAUAAUAAUUUAUAACUACAAGACUAACAGACUCUUAUGAUUAUUACAGGUACACUCUUCUUGUUGGAAAGCCACCCUUUGAGACCUCUUCCUUGAAGGAUACUUACCAGCGUAUCAAAAGAAAUGAAUACUAUAUUCCUUCUAAAGUUUCUCACUCUGCACAGCUUUUGAUUAUUAAGCUUUUACGACCAGAUCCUGCAACAAGACCUGGCCUUCAACAAGUUCUAGAUGACGAUUUCUUCAAGGGAUUCACACCGAGCCGCAUGCCAGUUAGUAGUUUAACCAUGGUGCCCAGGUUUGCCUCAGGAUCUUCUGCUAACCUUCUUGGCACAUCCAGACGGCCACUAAAUGAGUUAAACACACAAGAACCUGUUGCUAGCACAGCCAGGAAAGACAAGGCUGCCUUUCUGGAAAAAGUAAGCAACAGAAGGUCACUGGGUGUUCGAGUUUGUGGUGCAGAGAGUAAACUGAUUAUGCCUGGUGAAGCUGUUGCUGAAGAGUUAAAGGAGGAAAACCAAGAUGGUGAGUCAAGGUUUUCUCUUAGUGUUGUAUAUUUGAAAAAAAAAAAAAACUAUAUAUAUAUAUAUAUAGUGAACGGUAGAUCAUGGUAAUUACUAUCAAGUUUUACACUUACAUCAACUUGGAAUACUGCAUCCUCUCUGUUGCAUCUUAAUGUACCGCUUAAUUGAAAUUGCCAAUGAAACCCUGUUAGUAAUAACUACACAGUCAGCCUCUGGGUUCUUUAUAAAUAGAAUCCUUCUCUUCAGCUGAAAAAUUCAGUGGCCAAUUUUGAUGACAAGUAUUUAACUAAAUAAUGUUGUUGUCAUUAAUAACUAGCAUCCUAUUGUUAUCAUGGUCAUCAUCAAAGACUUUGAGGUUUCUUGUAUAUGUUUGGACCUUGAAUUUAAAGUUUACGUAUUGCUGUUAUUAUCGAUUAGCUGAUCUUCCUGUAUUAUUUUUGUCACAGAGAUACCAAAAGACUGUUAUCUUUCCCAACUUCACAAGCUUAUUACGUCCUGUCUGGACAGCAGACCUUAUCCUCCCCAUCGACCCACCAUUAAUGAAGGUAAGAAAUUUUUAUACAAUUAUAAAAUUAAUAUUAUAUUUAAUAAAUUUUAAUAGUUUCAUAUGAACAUAUUGAGAGUUUUUCAAAGGAUAGUCUGUAAGUAUCCCAGAGAGAUCAAGGGAGAUCCCAGAACCUGAGCCCUUCGGUUUACUCGCACUUUGAUAAAGAAGGCUAAGUAAGGGCCAUUGCACAAAAGUGGACAGGCUUAGAUUUGUCUCAUCAAAUUAAAUCCAAGGACAACUUUGAUCUUGUCUGUUGCAUGCAUCCGUAUUAAAAAUUUCAAAGUUGUCAAAUUCUGUCAGUCCUGAUCUUCUCAGACAAGUGACUGUCAUAAGAAAGUAAGUAUCUUUUCUCAAUGGAUUCAAAUUUAAGUAGAAUUGCCAGAAUCAUCUCAAGUUGUUUUGAAAUUUUAAAAUAUGCAAGUUUUGCAAAAAAAAAAAAAAAAAAGACAAUUAUUGCCUUCCUGGUAACAGCUGCAAUCCUUUUGAUUAUGGUUCAUAAUUUGAUUAAUGGGAGGAAUUUUUAUUUUGAAACAGAUGAUGCUGAAGACCCAGCAUAUGUUCCAGUGUACUGGGUUGGUAAAUGGGUGGAUUAUUCUGACAAGUAUGGCUUUGGUUACCAACUUAGUGACAACAGUGUAGGAGUUCUGUUCAAUGACUUAACAAGAGUCAUUCUUUUCCAGGAUGGAGAGUAAGUAGUGGAGAGUAGAUGUCCUUUUUCAUUACUUAAUCCAAUCAUCUUUUUAGUACUUGUAUGAGGAACCAGGUAUAGAAUUGGUUGACAAAUAAGUUUUCUUUUCAUAUCGUAGGGACCAUGAAUUUAUUAAUGUGUAAAAUUAAAUUAGUAUUUUGGCGACAGUAUGAUUGAAAUCUUUUCUAAGUUGUUAACACUUUUGGAGACAUAAGGCUCCCCUCAACUUGUCUUUCACAGUAAAGUUUAAAAAUGUGUCAUUCAUAUCUAUUGUUGCAUUGAAACCUAUACAGAUAGUUAAAUGUACAGUCAAGUAAACAUAUUUUUGAUUUGGGUUUGCUUUGGAAAAUUUAUAGAUUUUCUAAGUUAUUUUAAUUUGUACCAGACAAUUUAUUUUGUCAAUUUUUUCUCCUCACAGCAACCUGCAGUACAUUGAUGAAGAAGGAAAAGAGCAUUAUCACACACUAAAGGGUUACCCUAAAUACCUUGAAAAGAAAGUAACUCUUUUAAAACACUUCCUGACUUACAUGAAUGACCACUUAUUAAAGGUAUUUACAAAGUAAAAAUUGUUAUUUUAGAGUACAAUGUCUGUCCACAUGGCUUGCAUGGGCCAAUGAAAACCAGGAAAGUUAACCAGGGAAAAUUACUAGUAGGAGUUGAUCUUUUUGAGAAUCCCAAAGCAAUAAAUACUAAGAAGUGUGAUUGAAUGAUUAUUUUCAAGUUACAUUGUUUGAAAGUAAAGUCUCAAUCUUAUGUCAUCAAAAACAUUAAAUAAGUGCUCAGAAAAAGUCAUGUAUUGUCAUGGUGGAAAUGAAAAGUUUUUCAAACUAAAACCCUGAUUUGCUUCAGAAGGCAAUUCAUGAUUUUGAUUUGGUAAUAGCAUUACGAUUUUUUCUCUCAGGUUUAAAGUAAACAGAUGUUGCUUAGAGUACAAGAGUACACUGCCAAAUUUAACUUAUUUUGUCUUCUUUGCAACAUCUGGUAUCAGUUUAUGGUAUACCUGUGCAGAAGUAGCAGGAGAAAACCUUGUGAAGCAACCAAUGAAGACUGCUGACAACUAGCUCUUUCAUUCAACUUGUAGUACAACUGCAUGUGGUGAAUUUGUGACAAUUGGGUUAUUGCCAAAAAAGAUGCAGCUUGUACAUCAGUGUUUACAGUAAAUUGCACGUGGUCAUAAGUUUUAAAUAAAUUUGAUUGUAUUCAGGCUGGUGCAGGUACCAAAGGUGCCAAAGAAGAUGAAUCGGCAAGGUUACCUUUCUUGAAGCAGUGGUUUCGUACAAAAGAGGCCAUUGUAUUGCAUCUCACUAAUGGCACUCUACAGGUGAAUACAUAAAUUCUUUCAAGAUAUAUUUAUUGGUACUGAUGUCUUACUUGAAGAGGUGCUGCACCAAAAAUUGCUGCUUUUAUGACUCCCUAAAAUUGUGGUGUGUCAUUUUGAAGCUUUAGUGCAGAGUUUAUAGAACCCAUUUGUGGCAGAGCAUCUUAGUGCUAACUGCAACUGUCAAGGAUUUUAAUGCUGAUGGGACAUUAACAUUAAUUUUGUUUGUAAAUAGGAUAAGAAAGAUGGUAAGUUUUGAGCUCAGUAAGAAAUAGUUACAAACUUUUAUAUAUAAGAUUUUAUAUUCUUUGUUGGAGCUGUAUUUUGUCUCUUGACACUUUUUAAUUGUAACAUUAUCAAUUCUUUAUGUUUUUACACAGAUCAACUUUUUCAAGGACCAUACCAAGAUUAUGGUGUGUCCUCUAAUGGGGGCAGUGACAUACAUUGAUGAGAGCAAAAGAUUCAGGACAUUUCCUUUGAAGAGCAUUGAAAAACAUGGCUGUAGUGCCAGUAUAGCCAAACGACUUAGCUAUGCUCGUAAAAUGAUAGAGCAAAUACAAGAGUCUGAAAGGAGAAGCAAUAAGGAAUGAAUGAACUGGAUUACCUUAGUAGUAAUCUUAACUUUAUCAUGUUUUUCUCUUGAUUUCUUGAUUAUUUCCUCAUUUUAUUCAAUUAUGAUCUGUAUGGGAAGAUUUUACUGUUUAUAAUGAUGAAUUAAAUAUUUCAUUAUUAAACUAUUUAUUUGCAAAAGUAGAAGCUGUUAGCCAGUCAAACUUUUAGGAUAGUACUUAAAAGCAGUCUAGUGUUAUACUCCUGAGUUAUGCUUUGUCAAUCACAUCUGUUGUUUCACUCAAUGCUGUUCAUCUUUCUUCAGACCUUGGCAAUUUGAGAAUGAAUUGAUGAAUUGAUUACAGUGGUCUUGUAACCAAGAAACCUCUUUGUAAGAAAAAUGAAGAAAUUCAAUCCUUAGAGGUCAUAAAUAAGUUAAGUUUAGCUUCUAGAGUUUAUGGAAAGAAUUUUACUAAUUUACAAAUGUUCCUCGAAAUGAUUUGACGAAGGCUUAAGAUAAUCAAUUUCCCUUUAUAGCUUAUUGUAUAAAUACUCCCAAUGCUUUUCCACCAAUUUAGAGUCUUUCAGUAUGUGAAAAUAACUAGUGAGGUCACUACGAUUUGUUCCAGAAACUAUGAAAAUGUGAAAGAAUAUGUUCACAAUAGUUAAGAUGAAUACUUCAAUUAUUGUUUGUUAUUAAUAGUUAUACCUCGUCAUUGUAAAUAGCGAUUU